Molecule: messenger RNA, 2013 nt
Organism: Octodon degus (degu)
Lineage: Eukaryota; Metazoa; Chordata; Mammalia; Rodentia; Octodontidae
Gene: Orc4
Product: origin recognition complex subunit 4
Exons: 16
Coding region: 407-1771 (454 amino acids)
Biological process (GO): DNA replication initiation; DNA replication
Cellular component (GO): nucleus; nuclear origin of replication recognition complex
Molecular function (GO): ATP hydrolysis activity; DNA replication origin binding
Source: RefSeq, a predicted model, not a curated record
GCGGCGCGUGCGCCGGGAAUGCCGGGAGUGGUUGUGGUGUGCUGGCGGACGCAGGUGAAGCUGUGCCGGAUCGCGGCGGGCUGAGCUCGCAAGUAGGCUCCCGCCAUUGCUGGAUUCCGGCUCUGUCUUCCUGCAAGCUGACUCUUCUUUGUGAGAGAAAACUCCUCAGCUGCUAUUCUCUGUUGCUAUUCUCUGUUGCUCAGCCAGAAGUUGUUGAAGCUGCUCUGUGUGCAAUUCCUCUGCAUAUUUCUCUACCAGUUCUCAACAUCACCCGUCUACCUGAAAGCCCAGUGUCUCAGUUAUAGUGACAGGGUCAUCAGCUACAUGCAUCUUACAGUUAGCUGUCACCUGCUGGACUAGAGGCUGCAACAGAGGAGUUGUAUUAGGUGGAAAGAACUUGACAGCAAUGGGAAUUCAACAGCCAGUUCCUCUUCAAAGUCUCUUGGGAUUUCAAUUUGUUGAAAUGAGCAAUCGUAAAUCAAAGAACAACUUACUGCAUGGAGAGUCCCUUUUGCAGAUACAAAGAAUUUUACGGGAAAGAUUUUGUCAUCAGAUUCCACAUAGUAACCUAUUUGGAGUGCAAGUACAGUACAGACACUUACUUGAACUGCUAAAAAGAACCGCUAUACAUGGAGAAAGUAAUUCAGUACUCAUUGUUGGACCCCGAGGAUCAGGAAAGACCAUGUUAAUAAAUCAUGCUUUAAAAGAACUCAUGGAAAUAGAAGAAGUGAGUGAAAAUGUAUUACAAGUUUAUCUAAAUGGACUGCUGCAGAUCAAUGAUAAAAUUGCUCUGAAGGAAAUCACAAGGCAGUUACAUCUGGAAAAUGUAGUGGGAGAUAAAGUUUUUGGAAGUUUUGCUGAAAACUUUUCAUUUCUUCUGGAAGCUUUAAAAAAAGGUGACCGCACUAGUAGUUGCCCAGUGAUCUUCAUAUUAGAUGAGUUUGAUCUUUUCGCUCAUCAUAAAAACCAAACACUCCUCUAUAAUCUUUUUGACAUUGCUCAGUCUGCACAGACUCCAAUAGCAGUUAUUGGACUUACAUGUAGAUUGGAUAUUUUGGAACUCCUAGAAAAAAGAGUGAAGUCUCGAUUUUCUCACCGACAGAUACACUUAAUGAAUUCAUUUGGUUUUCCACAGUAUGUUAAAAUAUUUAAAGAACAAUUAUCUCUGCCUCCAGAAUUUCCAGAUAAACUUUUUGCUGAAAAGUGGAACCAAACUGUUCAGGGUCUCUCAGAAGAUAAAAGUGUACGAGAAGUUUUACUGAAGCAUUUUAAUGUCAGCAAAAACCUGAGGUCAUUACACAUGCUAUUGAUGCUUGCUUUAAAUCGAGUAACAGCAUCACACCCACUUAUGACUGCAGCAGAUCUGAUGGAGGCAGCCCAGCUUUGUAGCAUGGAUUCUAAAGCAAAUGUUGUACAUGGACUGUCAGUCUUGGAAAUUUGUCUUAUAAUAGCUAUGAAACAUUUAAAUGACAUCUAUGAAGAAGAGCCCUUUAAUUUUCAGAUGGUCUAUAAUGAGUUCCAGAAAUUUGUUCAAAGGAAAGCCCAUUCUGUUUAUAAUUUUGAGAAACCUGUUGUCCUGAAGGCUUUUGAACACCUACAACAAUUAGAAUUAAUAAAGCCUGUGGAGAGAACUUCAGUAAAUUCACAGAGAGAGUACCAGCUGAUGAAACUACUAUUGGAUAAUACGCAAAUCAUGAAUGCUCUGCAGAAAUACCCUAACUGCCCUACAGAUGUGAGACAGUGGGCAACCUCCUCGCUAAGCUGGCUAUGAGCACCAUUUCCUUCGUGACAUUUCAGAAAUGAUUGGCUGAAGACCUUAAAGCUGUUCUCCUUUGCAAGAUGUUACUGCAUUAUUUUAUAUUUAUUUUUAAUUUAUGAGAAACUGUUGCAUGUAUAUCCUGACUGUGUCUCACCUUUAAGUCACAAGCAGUUACGUGAUUUAUAGUUUGGUCAUUGACUUAGACUGUGCUGUAAAUAGCAGUUCGGAAGAACGAAAUGUGAUUAUUUUAGAGA